GCGGGAGCCGUACAUUUUACAGAGACGUCAUCACAUGUGCGGCAGCUCACAUGUCAACAGCUGCACCUGAAGCUACGAAGACAGGAGCGACUCCACGGCCGUCAUGAGCGACAGCGAUGACGACGUGCCCACGCUGUCGGCCGAGACGCUGGCCGCCCUGCAGGAGUUCUACAGUGAGACCAGGAACGGCCUGAGCCAAGACACAAACACCUCAGACAAGUUCUGCGUUGGAGCGCUGGAGGAGGACUGGCGGAUGAGCCAGUUCUGGUACAGCGACGACACGGCAACACGGUUAGCAGAGGAGGUCAUACAUGAAGCCGGGGAGGGAGGCAGGAUAGCGUGUGUGAGCGCGCCCAGUGUGUACCAGAAGCUGAGGCAGGGCGUGGUGCACGGCUCGGACCGCGUGUCCGCCGUGGUGCUGGAGUACGACCGCCGCUUCGCCACCUACGGCCACGAGUUCAUCUUCUACGACUACAACGAGCCGCUCUCUCUGCCGGAGGACGUGGCGCCGCACAGUUUCGACAUCGUCCUCGCCGACCCGCCCUACCUGUCAGAGGAGUGUCUGAGCAAAGUGGCCGAGACCGUCAAGUACCUGAGCAAAGGCAAGGUGCUGCUGUGCACAGGAGCCAUCAUGGAGCAGCACGCCAAAGCCCUUCUGGACGUGAACAUGUGCAGCUUCCUGCCCAAACACAACAAGAACCUGGCCAACGAGUUCCGCUGCUUCGUCAACUACCCCUCCCGCCUCCUGUCCUGCUGAGGGCCCCGCCCGCACCGCCACUCACGUCCGGUCAGCUGACAGUCGUGAAGCCCAAGCUUUCCAUAAAUUAGAAAGAGACACUGAUUGGUAGCAGCGGCCCUGGAGCUGGUCAGGAGUCAGUGCGCUGCCCGGGGAUAGCUCAGCAGAGAGGAGGCUCGCCGACAUCGAGGAUGGAGGCCGAGUCGCCUGGUGGAGGGACGGUCCCUCUCUACGCAACGUCUGACCUGGACAAAAAGUCUCAGGCGGAAGAUAAGAGAUGGGUGGAGUUCAGAAACACCCGACAUGACACGGCUCUGUAAAUUCACCCUAACAAUCUGGGAUCAUUCAGAUAUAGUGCUGUAGAGGAACACGUGAAAUCAGGUCCCACAGCACGGCCCCCUCACAUUGCCUUACAGUUUCAGAUGUUAGGGUCACAUGUAUUAGUACUACAGUACUCUUGACUACUUGUUAUUUUGAUGCAUAUGUGUUAUUUGACAAUGUAACAAUGAUAAUAAUGAAGUAAAAGACAACAUAAAAACUGUCUCAGAUUAUUCCCAGUAAUCUAAUUAAAGAGAGGAUUACAUAAAACAGGUUUUCCUAUUUUGUGAAUAGCUGCUGCAGUCUGGGAUGGAAAUGAUGUUAAAAGACAAGCUGCUACUCUUUAAUGACAUCCCCUGAGGUUAAUGAUGUCAUAACCAAAACAAGCCAAUCAGAACAGACCCCAGUUCCUUUGUCACAACUGGGCCUCAUCAAAAGUCAAAAUCAACCAUUAAUGUAGAAUCCUAAAUUAGCAUCAGCCCGUCCAUACCUAAGCAGUCCUGUAGGAUGACUGUUA
Messenger RNA from Myripristis murdjan (pinecone soldierfish), 1571 nucleotides. It is a transcript of the gene eef1akmt1, whose product is annotated as EEF1A lysine methyltransferase 1. The coding region runs from base 104 to 757 and encodes 217 amino acids. NCBI's taxonomy places the organism in Eukaryota, Metazoa, Chordata, Actinopteri, Holocentriformes, Holocentridae. The transcript has 5 exons. Gene Ontology annotation, biological process: methylation. Gene Ontology annotation, molecular function: protein-lysine N-methyltransferase activity; nucleic acid binding. The record is from RefSeq and is a predicted model, not a curated record.